Messenger RNA from Coniophora puteana RWD-64-598 SS2, 3562 nucleotides. Its product is annotated as PLP-dependent transferase. The transcript is spliced from 4 exons. The record is from RefSeq and is a predicted model, not a curated record. Bases 66 to 2234 code for a protein of 722 amino acids. Lineage: Eukaryota; Fungi; Basidiomycota; Agaricomycetes; Boletales; Coniophoraceae. Gene Ontology annotation, molecular function: pyridoxal phosphate binding; cystathionine gamma-synthase activity. Gene Ontology annotation, biological process: transsulfuration.
UCAUCUACACAACAUCUCCCUCGUAGACACCCCAGGCCAAGACUGAAACACUCUUCAAAGCCAUCAUGAGCGCAGCCGUCGCCCCGCCCAAUUUCGCCAGCACGAGCGAGCCGCUCGGUGCAGCUGUCCCACCAUUCACAUCGCAUGCGAUCUCAGUCUCUCUUCCCACAUGGCGCGACAAUAUCGGAUACGAGGAAGGCGAGAAACGCGUCGCCGACGCCAUGGUCACCGGAUACCCGCGUUUCUUCAUCCAUCGGUCUGUACAGAAGUUAGCGGCUAUAUGCGAGCAGAAAUUCGGACAGGGCGGCGAAAAAUGUCUGCUCUGCCCGUCGCGUAGGGUCGCGGAGCACUGCCGCGCAUUCAUCCUCGAUCGGCUCGCCAAGGAGGGGAAGAAAGGCCACGUUCGGCUCGUGCAGUACUUCAUUGCGUCCUCCCCGCCUCCCUCACCCACCAUACUCAAGCAUCAACGGGCGGGGAGCAGCUCUGCUGGCACAAGCACCAGCAAUGGCGACGCUGACACCGCCCACCGAUCUGCUGAGAUCCACAUUGCACUCUUUCAGCCCGACGUGUUCCCGUACGCAAAGCAGUUUUGGCAGCACUGCGGCAUGAUCGUGUCGUCCCGCCUCGCGGAACACUGUCUCACACUCCUUGAUGCGUCUUCUGAGCCGGCUUCCCAGGCGGCCCCCGCCUCGCCCACCACGCCAGCAUUCUCAAACUCCCGCGUGGCCUUCAAAGCACCUAACAGGCACUAUUCCGUCAAGAGCACGCCCAAGCUCUCUGCGUCGUCCUCGUCCUCGCCCGUGUUUCCCACCACAGCAGCCCAACCCGCUCCCUCACCCUCCGUCCCACAAACCACGCCACCAGAUGCAGAAUCCCUAUCUCGCGACCAAACCAUGUACCUCGAAGAGCGCUACGGCCGCAAUCUCCCCCUAUCCUCUGCCCCACACGCCAAACGCGCCCUGCGCAGACGCAUCGCCGGCGUCCUCCUGCACGACGACUCGCCCUCCCCCGCCCCCUCCGACGCGGAUGACGCGAUCGGCCAAGCCGGCGCAGAAGAGCCCCUCGCGCCGCUCGGCCCGUCCUCGCGCGGCGUGCCCGGCGUGACGGAGCACGACGUGUUCCUCUUCCCCACCGGCAUGUCCGCGAUCUGGAGCGCGCACCAGCUCGCGCUCGGCGCUGCCCCCGCGGGCGUGCGCGAGAGCGCGAAGAGCGUGUGUUUCGGGUUCCCGUACACGGACACGCUUAAGAUCCUCGAGAAGUGGGGGCCGGGGUGCUAUUUCCUGGGCCACGGGCUGGACGAAGAUGUGGAUGAGCUCGAGCGCAUUCUCGCCUCUCCUUCUUCUUCCCCUAACGAGAGCGAGAACGACGGCGAGCGCCCGAUCCUCGCCCUCUUCACCGAAUUCCCGUCCAACCCGCUCCUGCGCUCCGCCCCGCUCCCGCGCCUGCGUGCGCUCGCCGACAAGCACAACUUCAUUCUAGUUGUGGACGACACGAUCGGCAACUUCCUCAACGUCGCCGUGCUCCCGCACGCGGACAUCGUCGUCUCCUCGCUCAGCAAGAUCUUCAGCGGCGACGCGAACGCCAUGGGCGGCGCGCUCGUGCUCAACCCCGCAGGCGCGCACUAUCCCGCGCUGAAGCGCACGAUGGGCGCGCAGUACGAGGACGUGUAUUGGGCGGAGGACGCGCUGUUUAUGGAGCGCAACUCGCGCGACUUUGCGAGGCGCGUGAGGAGGGUAGACGAGAACACGCUCGCGGUGUGCGAGUUUCUCCAUGCGCGCUCUGCUGCGCUUGCCUCUUCCUCUUCCCCCACAUCUUCACUCCCGAAUGAGAACACCAAACCACCCAUCAUCAACCAGGUCUUCUACCCAAAAUACAUCACACCACACAACUACGCCACCUGCCGCGUCCUCUCCCCAACGACCGGCGUCCCCGAGGGCGGAUACGGCGGUCUGUUCAGCCUCACGUUCACCUCCCUGCUCGCCUCACGCGCCUUCUUUGACGCGCUACCGUGUAUGAAAGGCCCCUCGCUCGGCACCAACUUCACGCUCGCGUGCCCGUACACCAUCCUCGCGCACUAUGCCGAGCUGCCCUGGGCCGCGGGCUGGGGCGUCGAGGAGGGCCUCGUACGCGUCAGCAUCGGGCUCGAGGAGAGAGACGUGCUGUUGAGCUGGUUCGCGGGGGCGUUGGAGGCGGCAGAGCGGGCCACGCAGGGCGAGGGCGAGGCUGGAAUCUAGAGCGCGUUUCAGUAGCUGGGCUAUUUACUGUGCGCUGCGCUGAAGUUGAGAUCACUUUAUAUAUUGCUUAUCAAUUAGGGAUAGAGUGGAGUAGCUCAUUUUGAAUGUAUCCGUACCACUUCGUAUUCAACAUACAGAAGCUAUACACAUACAGACGGGACGGCUCCUUUGUAAGGAGGACGAGACAUAGAGAGGUGCUGAGCCCGGAGCGCGAGAGAUGUGAGAUGGGGACAGGAUUACAUGCCAUGCAUAUCGAUCGAUGAUAAGAGGAGGAUGCAGAGAAGAAUCUAGAGUCUAUGGCAUAACUUAUAUGUAGACGGACGAGGCGUGAUAGGGCCCAGCCCAACUAUGAUAGGCGUACAAGAAUCGAAAAAGAGAAGAAGGGGAAGACCAAACCAUAUAGAAAAGGAAAAAGGACCAGCCGCUCACUGCACAACCUGUGCAGUCCCGUUGGCACGCUGCUGCACCUCCUCCUUGGCCUCCUCCUUCUUGGCACCGAGAACAUGGACGAGAUCGCCAAUCCGCUGCGAAAGUCGCUCGAGCAUCGGGUUCACGCGCUCGCGGACCUCGGCUCCGAUCUUGCCCGCCUUCUCGUUGAGCGGCACGUCCUUUGCAGUGAUGAUCUCCUUCAACUGCGCGACCGUGUUAGAGACGUCCGGGUACGAGGACUGGAGCGUCUGCGGGAGCUGCGCGGACGACUGUUGCAGCUUCUGCAACUCGGUGAGGAUGUUGUCCGAGAGGGCGUGGAUGCGCGUCUGAGCGUUGGUGUACCCCGCCGAGGCGAGGGUCUGGAUCGACUGCGCGGACUCCAUCGCGCGUUGAACAAACACAUUUUGCUCCUGGAGUUGCUUGAGGUGCUCGUGCGAGUAGACGUAGACGUUGUCGCGGAGGUGCUUCGAGAGUUCAUAGGCGCGCUGGUACUGGAACUGGCUCGCAUCCGAGGCGGGCGAGGACGCGGGCGAGUCGCCGCCGUUGGUCUUGUUCACGAUGACCUCGAAGUAGUUGACAACGGGUGCGAAUCUCUGGUCGAUCCCCUGAGCAACCUCGAAAGCGGGUGUGCGAACACGCUCGUCGAAGCUCUUGUACGAACUCUCGCGGCCUUCCUUGACGAGCUUGACGACAUCCUCAGGAGUGGCCUUGAAGGGGUAGGGGUAGCGGGACUCGACAACAUCGAGACCCUUGUUGGCGAAGCCGUCUGCGCGGACAAGCAGGGGAGCGAGGCUGCGCUGAAGGGGCUGGGAGUAGGAAUAAGCAGACUUGGAAACAGACUCUGCGAGGGAGUAGGGAGUGCGUGUGAGGGUGUUGGAGGAGAGGACAGUAUGGAGCUG